Symbiodinium sp. CCMP2456 is the source of this 342-nucleotide messenger RNA. Lineage: Eukaryota; Dinophyceae; Suessiales; Symbiodiniaceae. The record is from the annotation of a GenBank genome assembly.
AUGAUGUCCCUCCCCAGGAGAUCGAACAUGGGCAACAUCCUUCCCUACACGGUGCAUUUCGAGAGAGGUGGCUACAACUUGUCUAGCAGCUUGCUGAAGCAGGAGCUCCGCUGGAUAAUUGGAUCGGCAGUUCAAGUGCGCGCUUUGCAAGAUGCUCACACUGACUUUGUCCCGCCCUUCAUCAAAGACAGAUACCUCCUUCUCGCCAUUGUCCUGGCGCUGAUUCUGAUCGGGGCCGUCCUAGUAAUUUCAGUUCUUACAGGCUCAUUGAGAUCUGCAUCCCGGAUCUUCUUCUACAGGGACAAGGCCAGUCAAGGCAUCUAUGCCCCUCCUGCCGUAUAG